UUCUCUCUGUCAAUCAAUCUCCCACUUACUCCAUACACUACGCCACCAUCUCUCUCUCUCUCUCUCUCCUGCACCCCAACGCUUCUCAUAGAGCGACAACUCCCUCAGUAUACCCAGUCAGAAACAAAUACACGCAUGUCGCCUUCAUUUAGUAUAGCGAGAGAGAGAAAGGGCCAAUCUUGAGAUUCGCGACAUGAAAAAGAUGAGAUCUUGGCAAAUCAGGAGGAGUAAUAGCCAAGGCGGCUGUGAAAAAAUUUAAUUUAUCGUGGCUGGUGGACUAUAAUCUGUCACAGCAUUUAUGGCAUCACAUCACCUCAUUUCGCAAGCAGAUUCUCUACUUUUGUCUCUCAAUUGCGCCGGCUCGCCACCCGAGGUGGCCCUUUUCCUUCAAGUGAAUCAGAGAAAACACAAAAAGAUAAAAAGUGUGGGGAGAUUUUUUUCUUGCAGCUGCUGAGAUUGUUGGUCGCAGAGAAUGAUUCUUGGUUUUUUCAGUUUCUUGCCCUUUUCGGAGCUAUAUGUAUUUUGUUUCCCAGAAUUUCUUCAUUGAAAGUUCCAAGGAGUUCAGUUUUGAACAAGUUUGAAGGUGAAGAAAAAUAAAAUAAAAAGAUGAAGUAUAUGAAACUGGGGUCGAAGCCGGAUGCUUUUCAUGCUGAAGGGAAUUGUGUGAGGUAUGUGUCAUCUGAAUUGGCGACAGAUGCCAUCGUAAGUGUUGGAGAUGUGAAGUUCCUUCUCCAUAAGUUUCCUCUCUUGUCCAAGAGCAAUAAGUUACAAAAGCUCGUAUCAGGAGUGAACGAGGAAAGCUUUGAUGAAAUCCAGUUGGUUGAUUUCCCUGGUGGCCCUAAAGCAUUUGAGAUAUGUGCCAAAUUCUGUUAUGGCGUGGCAGUGACUCUCAACCCCUAUAACGUUGUGGCUGCACGCUGUGCAGCAGAGUAUCUUGAAAUGACCGAGGAUAUUGACAGGGGUAACCUGAUCUUGAAGAUUGACAUAUUCCUCAACUCCAGUGUGCUACGCAACUGGAAAGAUUCCAUCAUCGUCCUACAGACCUCCAAAUCUCUCCUUCCAUGGUCCGAGAAUCUAAAGAUAGUCGGUAGGUGCAUAGACUCAAUAGCAUCCAAAACUUCGGUGGAUCCUUCGCUGAUCACCUGGUCUUACACUUACAACAGAAGACUGGCAACAUCAGACCAAAUAAUCCGCAGUGGACUGAAAUUAUCUGAAAAGUUGGAAUCCGUGCCUACAGACUGGUGGAUCGAAGAUAUUUGUGAGCUGGACAUUGACCUGUACAAGAGAGUCAUGCUCGCGAUAAAAUCCAAAGGCAGAAUGGAUGGUGGCGUGAUUGGGGAGGCAUUGAAGGCGUACGCCAUGAGAUGGCUGCCAGAUUCUGUCGACGCAUUGGUGUCUGAAGUUCAUAUCAACAGAAACAAAUCCUUAGUCGAAACUAUAAUCUGCUUGCUCCCUUCGGAUAAAGGUAUCAGUUGUGCUUGUAGUUUCUUACUGAAAUUACUCAAAGUUGCUAUUCUCUUAGAAGCCGAUGAUUCAUCAAGAGAAGUGCUGAUAAAGAACAUCAGUUUGAAACUCGACGAUGCUCUGGUCAGUGAUCUCUUGAUCCCGGCAAGGCCUCCUCAGACAACUAUCUACGACAUUGAACUUGUUCAACGUCUCGUGGAUUUGUUUGUGGAGAAUGAGAUGAGUAAGAAGGAUAAGAAGAUGCUGGAGAAGAAUGGGGGUGACUUUGUUUUAGGGUAUGGAUCUUGGUUGAAAGUUGGAAAGAUCAUAGAUGGUUACCUUGCAGCAGUUGCUCGUGACCAGAGCCUCACCGUGUCCAGUUUCAUCAAACUGUCCCAGUCAGUUCCUGAGACGGCCAGACCGAUUCAUGAUGGAUUAUACGGCGCCAUUGACAUCUUUCUAAAGGAGCAUAGUGGAUUGACAAAAUCUGAGAGGAAGAGGUUGUGUGGGCUAAUGGAUGUGAAGAGACUGACGACAGACGCCACCAUGCACGCAGCGCAGAACGAGCAGCUGCCACUACGCGUUGUGGUGCAAGUUCUAUUCUUCGAGCAGGCAAGGACAUCAGCAGCUACUCACGCUAUCAGCAACAUCGAUGAUGCUCCUAGAAAGACCGACGAGAACUGGGGGAAGACGGUGCCUGAAAACCGCAAAUCCCUCAGAAAACAGAUGGAUGAGCUGAAAAUGAAAGAAGAACAGGAGGAAGCAUUGAAAAGUGGAAAACUUGUCAAAAGAGGCAGCAAGAACGGGGGAUCAAGUGCGCAGCUGCUGCCAUCACGUUCGAGGAGGAUAUUCAACAGACUGUGGAUGAUUGGGAAAGGGGUGGCCAAUGGAGAGAAUAAGAGCUCCGAGACUUCAGGGAGCUCUCAAAGCCCGGCCUCAAUGAUCCGAGGAGAAACGAAGUCGUCUGGCUCGUCUUCGAGGCAUCGGAGACACUCGAUUUCGUGAUGAUGGUAAGUGUAAAGUGGUAGUAGGAUCUCCAUUUAUUGUAGUAGGAAAACUGCAUUGUAUCAGUUUCUUUGGAUAAUCCUGUGGUGUUGUUUUCAUUCAUCUCUUCUGCACCUCAUUGUAUCAAUUGGUUGAAUUCUUGUAUAUCUCUCUCAUUUAGUUCCCAAGAAUUUCAUGUUAAGAAA
Salvia splendens (bonfire salvia) is the source of this 2633-nucleotide messenger RNA. Its product is annotated as BTB/POZ domain-containing protein NPY1. The record is from RefSeq and is a predicted model, not a curated record. The transcript has 5 exons. The coding region runs from base 607 to 2448 and encodes 613 amino acids. Lineage: Eukaryota; Viridiplantae; Streptophyta; Magnoliopsida; Lamiales; Lamiaceae. Gene Ontology annotation, molecular function: protein binding.